Triticum aestivum (bread wheat) is the source of this 1553-nucleotide messenger RNA. Its product is annotated as CAAX prenyl protease 2. The transcript is spliced from 9 exons. The coding region runs from base 219 to 1118 and encodes 299 amino acids. Gene Ontology annotation, cellular component: endoplasmic reticulum membrane. The record is from RefSeq and is a predicted model, not a curated record. Lineage: Eukaryota; Viridiplantae; Streptophyta; Magnoliopsida; Poales; Poaceae. Gene Ontology annotation, biological process: CAAX-box protein processing. Gene Ontology annotation, molecular function: metalloendopeptidase activity.
CAGGGCGCGCACACAAAAAAAAAAAAAAAAUCAAAGUCCAAGUAGCCGCACCGGCGCCUCUGCUGAACUCAACCAGUCCGCGACCCCGACGAAGAGCGCCGCCGCUUCCUGGCCGGAAGCAACGCCCGCGAUCUGCCCGAAGAGGUCGAAGUCCUGGGCCGUGUAACAGCACGGCCGCCAAAUCAGUUCCCCCGCGCAAAACCAGUUCACCGGAGCUAAUGGCGACGCCGGCGGGUUCCCACCCCGCCUCGCCGCCGGCGAUACCCGGGAAGGCUGCGGUGGCAGCGUGCACCGCCAUGGCCGUUUCCUACGUCGCCGUCCUCUACGCCCCCACGCUCCUCCUCCGCCUCCCGCCCGCCACCUCGCUCCGCGCCUUCUUCCACCGCCGCUUCGUGUGCGCGGCCGUGUCCUCCGCCGCCUCCGUCCUCGCCACCGCGGCGCUCCUAGGCGUAUGGAGCUUGAGCGACUCGUCUAAGGCGCUCGCGGUGUUCGGCAUCCGUAGUGAUCACUUGCUCGAGGCAGUAGUGAUCCCACUUCUCCUUACAUCCCUAGUGUAUGCUGGGUCAUUCGUCGCAAGACUCUGGGUCAUGUCAAGCUCGUGUGGCACGGAUGAUGAUGGGGUGGGAGUCAGCUGCACCGAGAAGCUUGCUCGCUGGAUGCAAACCUCCUUACAGGAUGUAAUGGUGUGGCGGAACUACGUAGUGGCACCGUUUACGGAGGAGCUGGUUUUCAGGGCGUGCAUGAUACCUCUUCUUCUGUGUGGAGGAUUCAAAAUGUAUAACAUUAUAUUUCUGAGUCCAAUCUUCUUCAGCCUAGCACACCUAAACCACUUGUUUGAACUUCACCAACAAGGAUGCAACUUUAUGAGAUCUCUCCUGAUUGUUGGUGUCCAAUUAGGCUACACUGUAAUUUUCGGGUGGUAUGCUGCAUUUUUGUUCAUCCGAACAGUAAGGAUGCUGUUGAAAACAAAGCAAUGCAAUGCUCGUACGUUGAGGAUGCAGAAAGUGUUUGCAUGGAAAACGCCGCCGCAAACAUUGUUGCUGCCCCAUGCAGGAGAUCUCUGUGGGCUCUGGCAACGGGAAUCUUGUGCCUCCUAUUGUUGCUCACAUAUUGUGUAACAUGAUGGGUUUGCCUGCAUUCUCAUCACCGCGAACAAGAGGAGUGACAUCGCUAGCGUUUCUGGCCGGCUCAGUAUCCUUCUUUUGCCUUCUUUUCCCUGCUACAAGUCCAAAACUGUACAAUGCGAGGUUAGACGGAUGCAGUUGCUGGCAUGGUUACUGCAGAUGGAGUUAGCACAGAACUGAGCGUGGGGAACAAUGCUGCAUCCGUUCUGGAUCGCUUCUGUCAUUGUUGUAAAAUACAUUCUUGUAGCUAGCUUGCCCUUCUCUUGCAAUUCAGCAAUUGUUCGCCAAGGAUCAGAAGGCUGUCAAUUUUUGUUUUGAAAGACUUGUCCAAAGCCGGCAUCGUAUGGCUCUUCAAACUAAUCAUGUCAAUUUUUUUAGGGAACUAAUCAUGUCAAAUUGGUUUAGCUUUGAAGAUUCUGCUUUAAGCCU